AGAGCCCCCCUUCGUGGUGAUGCCCUGACGUCAUUGCCCGGGACCCCCUGACGUCACACCCCUCUGGCCACGCCCCGGUGGGCACCGCCCGGAGUGACACGGCUGGGACCGGCCCGGCGGAGGGACCCGAACCCGCCCGAGGGGACCCGAACCGGGAGGAGCCGAACCGCUCCGGAAACACCCGAACGGUCCCGAAACAACCGAACCGGGAGCGUCCCGCGCUAAUCAACCCGAACCGGGAGGAGCCGAACCGCUCCGGAAACACCCGAACGGUUCCGAAACAUCCGAACCGAGAGCGUCCCGCGUGAAUUGACCCAAACCCGCCCGAGGGAACCCAAACCCGCCCGAGGGAACCCCAACCCGCCUGAGGGACCCGAGCCGGGAGGAGCCGAACCGCUCCGGAGAGACCCGAACUUGUACUCGAAGGGGGACCCGAACACUCCCGGAGGGAUCCGAACCUGCCCGGGGGGCCCGAACGAGGACCCGAAGCUGUCCGGAGGGACCCGAACGUACCCGAGGGGACCCGAAUCCGCCUGAGGGGAGCCGAACCCGCCUGAGGGAAGCCGGACCCGCCUGAGGGAGCCCCGAACCAGGAGGGGCCGAACCGCUCCGGACGGACCCAAAACACCCGAACCGGCCCGGAGGGGACCCGAACCGGGACCGUCCCGUCUGGAAGGACCCGAACCGAACCCCCAAAACUCCUCCGGAACAACCCGAACCCACUCGGCCCCCGCGAUGCCCGCUCCGUGCCGCCCCCCGUCCCUCCUGCGCUGCGUCCAGGCCCUCAGCGCCCUCCUGGCCCUGGCUCUGGCCGCGGCCCCCGGCUACUGGAACCCGGGAGAGGGCGACGGCUGCUUGUCCGCCUGGGCCUUGUCCUUCGUCUUCACCACCCUCCUCCUCCUCAACGACGCCUUCCGCCGCCCUCCGCCGCGCCGCGACCUCCCGCUGGCCCUGGCUUGCGCCGCCGCCAUGGCUUGUGCCACCGCCACCAUCUUGUGGCCGCUGGGCCACCUCCGGGACACGAGGGCAGCACGGCCGCCCCGCGCCUCCCCGCGGCCGCCGCCACGGCCGCCGGCCGUCGCCACGCUGGCCUACGCCGCCGAGGUGGCCCGCGACCGGGCGCGACCCGGCGAGGCCGCCCCUUACCUGGCCACGCCCUCGGGGCUGCUCAAGGUGGCCGAGGCCUUCCUCGCCCUCCUCCUCCUCGGGCUGUCGGCCGAGCUGCACGCGGCGUCGGGGCCGGCGGCCUUGCGUUGGUGUCUGGGCAUCUUCUGCGUGUCCUUCGUGCUGGGGGUGCUGCUGGUCGGGGGGUGCCUGCUGGGCUGGGGGUGGUGCGGGUGGAUGAGGGACCCCGAGGGGCUGCGCUGGGGCUUGGGGGUCUAUGCGGGGCUAGGGGUGGUGGCCUACGGGGCGACCACGGUGCUGUGGUCGCUCUACAGCUUCUCGGACGACAUGGGGGGCCAGUCCCGGAGACCCUACGGCUGCCCGGCCACGUGUGCCUGGGACAGGAGGGUGCUGGUGGCCGUGCUCAGCGGCCUCAAUUUGGUGGCGUUCGGGGUGGAUUUGGGGCAGACGGGGAGGUUGGUGCUGUUGAGGGCCUGAGGGAGCACUCCAGGGUGAAUUGCGGGGGGAGGCAGAACCUUAAAGGGGGUCUGGGGUCUCCCACAGGUUGGGAUCAGGGCCUUUGUGGGGGUCUGGGUGAUUCCUGGGGUGGGAUCAGGCUCCCUAAGGAUCCUUCUGUGGGGGUGGUUUGAGGCCCUAAGAGGGACCUUGGGGGGGAUUGGGAUCCUGAUGGGAGUUUGGGGUCACCCCAGGGUGGGAUCCAGCCCCUAAUGGGGGUCUGGGGGUCUCCCCAGGGUGGGAUCCAGCUUCUCUGGGGGUCUGGAGUCCUCUCCUGUGGUGGGAUUGGGAUCCUGAUGGGGGUCUGGGGUCACCCCAGGGUGGGAUCUGGCCUCUCUGGGGGUUUGGGGUCACCCCAGGGUGGGAUCCAGCUUCUCUGGGGGUCUGGGGUCAUCCCAGGGUGGGAUUGGGGUGCUAUGGAGGCCUGGGGUCUCCCCGUGGGGUGAGAUCAAGCCCCUACUGGGAGUCCUGGGUCCUUUUUGGGGCAGAAUCCGGCCCUUUCCAGGGUCAGGGUCCCCUCUGGGGAGAUAAUGGAACCCUAAUGGGGAUCCGGGUUCCUCUGUGGGGUGGGAUCCAGCCUCUGUGGGGGUCUGGGGUCCCACCAGGGUGGGAUCGGGUGCCUGAACGGGUUCUGGAUCCUCUCUGGGGCAGGAUCUGGUGCUUGGGGGGGGUCUGGGAUCAAGUGCCUGAGGGAUCCUUCCUGGAGGGAUG
This is a messenger RNA of Camarhynchus parvulus, 2331 nucleotides long. Its product is annotated as myeloid-associated differentiation marker homolog. Lineage: Eukaryota; Metazoa; Chordata; Aves; Passeriformes; Thraupidae. The record is from RefSeq and is a predicted model, not a curated record. The transcript is spliced from 2 exons. Bases 736 to 1602 code for a protein of 288 amino acids.